Molecule: messenger RNA, 1446 nt
Organism: Dendrobium catenatum
Lineage: Eukaryota; Viridiplantae; Streptophyta; Magnoliopsida; Asparagales; Orchidaceae
Exons: 2
Coding region: 1-1446 (481 amino acids)
Molecular function (GO): RNA-DNA hybrid ribonuclease activity; nucleic acid binding
Source: RefSeq, a predicted model, not a curated record
AUGAUCAAGGCCAUAGUGGAUUUGAAACCCCCUAAGAGUCUUACCCAGUUGAGAUCUUUUCAGGGUAAGCUUGCUUUCUUGCGGAGAUUUAUCUCCAAUCUUGCUGGUAGAUGUCAUCCCUUUGCUGCUCUAGCAAAGAAGGAUGCCCGCUUUCAUUGGGAUAAGAGUUGUCAGGAGGCCUUUGAGAGCAUAAAGCGCUACCUGACGAAUCCCCCAGUGUUAGCUGCACCCAUGCCUAGUAAACUGUUGAUUCUUUAUACUACUGCCUUGGAUGAGUCACUUGGUGCACUUUUAGCUCAAGAAAAUGAGGAAGGCAAAGAGAAUGUCUUGUACUACCUCAGCAGACGGUUGAUUUCUGCAGAGCUAAAAUACCCGGCAAUGGAAAAGCAAGCUAAAAUACCCAGCAAUGGAAAAGUAGUGUUUGACUUUGAUAUUUGCUGUGCAGAAGCUUGGACACUAUAUGCUCUCACACAAGAUCAGUUUGAUUUCUCGAGUCAACCCUUUGCAGUACCUGAUGACCCGUCUUUGCAGUACCUGAUGACCCGUCCGACUUUGUCAGGUCGUCUAGCACGUUGGUCCAUGAUUUUAUUGCAGUUUGACAUUACUUUUGUCCCUCAGCGGGCCGUCAAAGGACAGACUCUAGCUGACUUUCUUGCUUCUCACCAGAUUCCUGCAGAUUCUCCACUUAAUGAUGAUUUGUCUGAUGAAUUAGUCAUGAGUGUAGAAGAGCAGGAGUCCCCUACUUGGGAGUUUUAUUUUGAUGGAGCUUCUUCCAUCAAAUCACUACGGCCUUAUGAAACUCCUGUUGUUAGGGUAGGUUUGGGGCUUAUUUUUGUAUCUCCUGAAGGCCACACCCUUCAUUACUCAUACAGUCUUUCGGAGCCUCAUACUAAUAAUGAAGCUGAGUACGAAGCCCUAAUUGUAGGACUUGAGUUGGCCAUUCAGAUGAGCAUUAUGCGGGUAAAAUUUUUUGGAGAUUCCCAACUAAUCAUUAAUCAAGUGGCAGGAAUUUUCAAAGUUCUCAAACUUGAGCUUUUGCCUUACCACGAUUUGGCAAUGGAGCUCCUGUGUUUGUUCCCUGAAGUAACUUUAGUUAGAGUCCCUCGAUCUGAGAAUGGUAGAGCGGAUGCACUAGCUAAACUUGCUAAGGAGUUGGCUGACCCUACUGGAAACCCAGUGUCGAUUGUAGUCAAGUAUCGACAAGCCUUGUGUCCCGCGGAUUUGUCUUCUCCCGAUCAGACCCUCGCAGUGCUCGCUGUUGAGGAAGAGUCAGAUUGGAGAAUCCCCUUCAUCGAGUAUUUGAAGCGUGGUAGACUUCCGGAUGACCGCUCUCUGGCCACUCAGAUUAGAAAGAGAGCUUUGUCAUUUUCCUAUGUGAAUGAAACCCUGUACCGACGCUCUUUUGAUCAGAUGUGGUUACGUUGCCUCAAACGAGGAGGCUCGUAA